Sebastes umbrosus (honeycomb rockfish) is the source of this 2592-nucleotide messenger RNA. RefSeq names its product growth differentiation factor 6b (gene gdf6b). Gene Ontology annotation, molecular function: growth factor activity; cytokine activity. The transcript is spliced from 2 exons. Gene Ontology annotation, biological process: BMP signaling pathway; SMAD protein signal transduction. Gene Ontology annotation, cellular component: extracellular region. The record is from RefSeq and is a predicted model, not a curated record. NCBI's taxonomy places the organism in Eukaryota, Metazoa, Chordata, Actinopteri, Perciformes, Sebastidae. Bases 665 to 1903 code for a protein of 412 amino acids.
GCCUACUGCUGGUUUAAUCCGACACAUGUGACCUAAAACAGUGAGGACUCUGUCCAUGGUUCUGAAGGAAGCUGAUUGGCUGAGUGUGUCCUCUCGUGCAUCAGCAGCAGCAGGUCGAUAUGUGUGCGCCUCACUAGAGGGCGGGAGACUCCUUGCUAAAUCCUCAAUUCAUGAGACACAGUUACAUUGAUGUUUCAAGUCCUGCUUGAACAGAUAAAAACUUCUAAAACUGAGACAUUAAAAAAAAAAAAAGAAGCCAUUUUGGAUGUGUAGAGUUUAGUGAGCGCAGCAGAGCAGCAGAAGUGGAGGCUCGUCCUUUCAGCGCACAUCUGUCUCCCCAGGAGGAGGGGACGGCCGACAGAGGAACAAUUAGUUUUACAGCCUUCAUUUGCGCCCUCCAUUACGCCUCAACAAUAACAGUACAAUGUGGGCGUGUUCUCGCCCCCUUUUCUCUGACUUUGCACCGCCUGUCCUCCGGAGCUGUGCGCACUGUGCGGAGCAGCCAGUAGCUGCGGAGUGGAUGUAGACUGGAUGUGGACUGGAUGUGGACUGGAUGUAGACUGGAUGCAGAGUUCAGCUCCGGCUCAGCCCCGUGGUCCCCCCCUCCUCCCCGGCCACAGCUCUCAGGCUCCCUCCGGCUCUGACUCCGGAUAAAGACCAGAGGAUGGAUCUCUAUCACUUGGCUUUCCUCUGCGGGGCUCUGUUGGUGGUUUGGGGGAUCCCCUCUUCUCACUCUCUGGCCAUCUUCCCUCCAGCUGCCCAGAAGAGCAGCAAGGUGUCCAGGAUCUUUGAUGGACAAAAAGCUUCCAGGUAUUUCAAGGAGUUUUACGCGCCGCCGUCCAUCGACAGGAGCAAUAAAGCUGUGUCUAAAGACUCAGUGGAGCCGCACGACUACAUGCUGUCUAUCUACCAGACCUUCUCCACGGCAGAGAGACUGGGACUCAACGCCAGCUUCUUCCGCUCCUCGAAAGCUGCCAACACUAUUGCAAGUUUUGUUGACAGUGGACAAGAUGACCUCCCACUCUCCCCUCUGAGGAGACAGCAGUAUCUGUUCGACGUCUCAACGCUCUCCAAAAAGGCGGAGGUGCUGGGAGCCGAGCUCAGGAUAUACACCAAAGUGUCUGGGAAUUUCAGGAUAUCGGAAACGGAGCCCGUUGACAUCCAGCUCCUCUCCUGCCACGACCGGCAGCUGCUCGACUCCAAAACGCUGGACCUGCAGGAUUCCCAGAGGCCGAAGUGGGAGGUGUUGGACGUGUGGGAAAUAUUCAAAGAGCAGCAGCACCUGAGCCAGGGGGAGAAUUUCUGCCUGGAGCUCAGGGCGAUGCUGGACAACCCAGAGAGGGAGCUGGACCUGCACCUGCUGGGCUUGCACAGGCACGGCAGGCCUCAGCAGAAGAAAGCCAUCUUAGUGGUGUUCACCAGGUCUAAGAAGCGGCAGACCCUUUUCAGUGAAAGGAGAGAGGGGAGACCAUUGCUGGGUCUGGAGAGGAAGGCCAAAGAGAGGGGCCCUGGUGCCAAAGCCAGCAGGAGAAGGAGGACGGCCGUGUCCAAAACCCGCCACGGGAAGAGACACGGCAAGAAGUCCAAAUCCAGGUGCAGCAAGAAGCCGCUGCACGUCAACUUCAGAGAUCUGGGCUGGGACGACUGGAUCAUCGCCCCACUGGAUUAUGAAGCAUACCACUGCGAGGGGGUAUGUGACUUCCCCCUGCGCUCCCACCUGGAGCCCACCAACCACGCCAUCAUCCAGACUCUGAUGAAUUCAAUGAACCCCAGCAACAUGCCGCCCAGCUGCUGCGCCCCAUCCAAACUCAGCCCCAUCAGCAUCCUCUACAUCGACUCAGGAAACAAUGUGGUCUACAAACAGUACGAGGACAUGGUGGUUGAGUCUUGUGGCUGCAGGUAGUAGAUCUGACAGGUAUAGCGCUUCACUUUGACCAACUCCCUGUUCGUCAGGCUCUCUGGUUAGUGGAAAUCCAACAGAAGUACAGUCUGUGUAAUGAGAAGUCUGCACCUGAAAUAAGGAAAACUUGCUCAAUUUCUUUGGAAAGAAAAACUUAUUAAUGCUUUUCCUGACCAUGCACCCAACAAGGUCACGUUUAAUACCUCAAACAUUUGUUUUCUUGUUGUUUUUCUGUAUGUUCUGGCCACUUCAACACCAAGUGACAGCAUAUUCAUGGAUAUAUGAUAAGAGAAACUUAUUGAAAACUCUAUAUCUUCUGUGUCACCAAAUCAAGAAAAGGUUUAAAAGAACAGUUCAACAAUUGGCAAAUACACUUAUUCACUUUGAAGACAACGGAGUAGAAGCGCUGCUGGGUCGUUGUGGUAAUGACAUUAUUUUUGAAGAUGAUAUGCAUUUUGUGCUUUUUUGAGACCAUAUUCCACCCACGCAAUGAGCCCUUCACAAGAUUGAAUAUACACUUAUUCACUGUCUUGCAGAGAGUUAGACGAGAAGAUUGAUACCACUCACUUGCCUGUACGGUAAAUUUGAAGCUACAGCUAGCAGCUGGUUAGCUUAGCUUAGCAUAAAGACUGGAAACAGGGGGAAACAGCUAGCCUUGCUCUGUCCAGCUAAAACAAUAUGCUGCACAAAAC